AUGGCUGAAAAUCGUUCUCAUUCACCUUCUGGAAACCCCGAGAACAAUUCUCACCCACCAAGUGAGAACCUCGUGAACGGUAUCUCGACGUCGGCUGAGAACACUCAAGCUCCCAAUAGUCCGGCCCGUGAAGACGACUAUGACACUGAACUUGAAUUCGAUGAGGAGGCCUUCAGACAGCUUUAUCUGGAAGAAGUGGCUCGACAAUGGAAUGCACGAUAUAGACUGCUUCACAGGAAUGAUCAUCUUCCUAAUGGACACGAUGAUGCAUCGGAACGUCCUCUUACACAUCGUAUCAUCUUGCGUGACGACCUCGAGCUGCUGGAACCGUACUACGGGAUAGAUCCAAAUUGGCUUGAAUUUGAAGGUGGACCCUACAAUUAUGAGGAAGACCUGCCUAACAUAGAGAAUGAUCUUUUGGUUUAUGGCGACAUUCAGAACGAGAAUCCACAGCAUGAUGAGGUAGAGGAUGACUCCGGUGUGGCCACAAUGGAGAAUGUCACCGCCGCAGCCACAGCGGAAGCAUCGGGAUCUGAGGUAACAUUUUUAUUGCUCUGUUUCCGCUGA
Messenger RNA from Haemonchus placei, 567 nucleotides. NCBI's taxonomy places the organism in Eukaryota, Metazoa, Nematoda, Chromadorea, Rhabditida, Trichostrongylidae. The record is from the annotation of a GenBank genome assembly.